Messenger RNA from Phyllotreta striolata, 1005 nucleotides. NCBI's taxonomy places the organism in Eukaryota, Metazoa, Arthropoda, Insecta, Coleoptera, Chrysomelidae. The record is from the annotation of a GenBank genome assembly.
AUGCAAUUUUGUAGUGAAAUAAUGCAAAUUAUACAUUGGUGCUUGUUGAGUCUUAUUGUUAUCGGGGUGUAUUUUAAAGGAAGUUAUGGAGGAAUCUGGAAUAUAUGGGACCUAAGCUACUGGCGAUGCGUAUUGAAAAAAUAUUAUCAAUGCCCUGAUAAUGAUAUUCGCUACUACAUGUACACUCCUCACACCGGCACGAAACGAAUAAUAAUCGACGUACGAAAUCGCUACUCUUUAGAAUAUUCCAAUUUCGAUCCGGAUAAAAAGAACGUGCUGAUUAUUCACGGAUUCAACGGAACGGAAAGUAGAUCUCCAAUUACGAUAUUGCGGAACGCUUUUCUAUCCACAAAAAAGUACAAUAUUUUUACGGUAGACUGGUCGCCGAUAACGCACUUUCCUUGUUAUGUAUCGGCACUUUCUAAUACCAGAAUCGUGGGGCAGUGCGCCGCUAAAUUGUACUCGUUCAUUAUGAACAACGGAGGCAUCGCCACGGAAACCACCUGCAUCGGGCACUCGUUAGGCGCCCAUAUUUGCGGCAUGAUCAGCAAUCACUUGACCAAAAAACAACAUAAAAUCGUAGGAUUGGAUCCCGCCCGACCGCUUAUUAACGAAUUUGCCAAUCCCACGUUCAGGCUAACGCAGGACGAUGCGUAUCAAGUGCAAGUUAUCCACACAAACGCUGGAUUUCUGGGCGAAAUCAACCAAGUAGGGCACGUGGAUUUCUGCGUGAACGGGGGAAGGUUCCAGCCGAGUUGUUACGGCCACAGAUUACGUAGAGCAAGAUGCAGCCACUUCCAAAGCGCUUGCUACUAUGCCCAGACUGUAAAGUUUGGAAAUUCGAUUAUGGGACGUCCCUGUACAGCCAAAUGCCCCAAAACCACCUCAAAUUGGGGAUUACUCCCGGGGAAACCUAUCCCAAUGGGCGAGCAAACACCUUUUGGUAUUCGUGGAACGUAUUGCGUGCAAACAGACACUAAACGAGACUGUCCUUUUUUCCAGUGA